This is a messenger RNA of Didymella exigua CBS 183.55, 1737 nucleotides long. RefSeq names its product HET-domain-containing protein. The coding region runs from base 1 to 1737 and encodes 578 amino acids. The transcript has a single exon. NCBI's taxonomy places the organism in Eukaryota, Fungi, Ascomycota, Dothideomycetes, Pleosporales, Didymellaceae. The record is from RefSeq and is a predicted model, not a curated record.
AUGCACUACACUGCGCUUGAUACAAAAAAGCAUCAGAUCAGGCUACUUCACCUUGCACCGUCCCCGGAUCGACGAAGGGCAAUCACCUGUCAUUUCCGCACCAUCUCACUCAGCCAUGAUACUCAGCAGUCCCGCUACGAGGCGCUCUCAUAUGCUUGGGGUGAUCCCAUCUUCAAUCGCUCCAUCAAACUGGGCGGUUCGCACUUCGCAGUCACGGCGAAUCUCAGAGUCAUCUUGAGGGCGCUGCGACUCACGCAUCAAGAACGCGUCUUGUGGAUUGACGCCGUCUGUAUCGACCAGCACAAUAUCCAGGAACGGUCUCAUCAGGUCUCGCGCAUGAACGAUAUCUACUCGCACGCCGCCAACGUCGUCAUAUGGCUUGGUGAGCCUCUGUCAGACGCGGCGCUUGCUUUUAACUUUCUUCAAGAGUUUGGGCGACAGCGCAAUGAGCUACCCAUGUCGACCGAUGAAGAUCGUAACACGGAACAGACAGCAAUGGCAGUGCGAUCGCUGCUGAUGAGAUCAUGGUGGACACGUAUCUGGACAGCCCAAGAAUGGAUCCUCGCUGGAAGUACGACGUUUCAGAGCGGACAGUACACACUCGGAGGAGAUGUGCUCAUCCGAUGCCUAGAACACUACCGCUAUCAUGCGAAGAGUACCGACUGUUGCGGCAUGCACCUAACAUCAGACAUCUUGUUCAGACUGGGCGACUCGCUCCAGCCAUUGUUCGCCCUGGACGCGGUCAGGCAGUCCUACUCCCACCAGGACUUCUCGAGCAGCCUGGGUUACCUCCGCAUGCGGCAGGCAGCGGAUCCGCGCGACAAAGUCUACGGCGUUCUGGCUCUCGCGGCAUCUCAAUAUGCCGGUCUCUUGAGAGCUGACUACAGCGCAGCCGUUGAGCAAGUCUACGAGCAACUUGCGAUAGCACUGAUCGAUCGGACCAAGCGGCUCGACAUCUUCAGCCACAUUGUCCCGAACCAGCCACAGCGUCUCAGCGUUGCUUCGUGGGCGCCGGACUGGACCGUGGACAUGGGCAAAGAGUACAGUAGCGACUGGACCGAGAGAUUCAGGAUGAUUGAAAAGUACGACGCGUGCGGGACGUGCGACGUUGCCGAAUACCGAGCUGUGUCGAGCGUUCUGCACAUCAAAGGGCUUGUAGUCGAUACCAUCGCGGCACUCGGCAUCAGGCGCUUAGGGUCGUACAAGAAAACCCGCGCAUAUCGAAACCAGCUGCUGGACGAGAUGUUCAAGAUGGCAGAGCCAAUCGACACAGGAUACUACCACAGAUAUCACGGUCAACGACAGACUAAAAAGGAGGCGUUUUGGCUCACCGUGUGCGGCGGCUACGAAGACAUGACGCAAGAGCGAACCCAAGUCAUCAGCGAGCCGCACAUGGAUGAUUUCGAAAUGUUCGAGAAAUGGGAGGCCUGGUUCAGGGGACCGCGGAUAUCCUACCAAACCCACGAUCAUCGGCUGCGCAGUGUCACGGAUAGCAUUGCGGCUGUGAGCAAGGGCCGGACGUUCUGCCGCACUGCUGCGCAGGGCCUCCUGGGAUGGGUGCCGAAGAACAGCGUCACAGGCGAUGUCGUAGCUGUCCUGACAGGGGGAACAAUGCCCAUUGUACUCAGGCCGCAUGACGGCUAUUGCACCGUGGUUGGCGACGCUUACGUCCAUGGGAUCAUGGAUGGCGAAGCAUUGCACUCGUCCAGCUCACUGAGUCAUCUCGAGUUACACUAG